Molecule: messenger RNA, 2771 nt
Organism: Triticum aestivum (bread wheat)
Lineage: Eukaryota; Viridiplantae; Streptophyta; Magnoliopsida; Poales; Poaceae
Product: G-type lectin S-receptor-like serine/threonine-protein kinase At2g19130
Exons: 1
Coding region: 143-2653 (836 amino acids)
Biological process (GO): recognition of pollen; protein phosphorylation
Molecular function (GO): ATP binding; protein serine/threonine kinase activity
Source: RefSeq, a predicted model, not a curated record
AAUUUGAUUGGUCCCAAAUGGAUCAUAGUGACAUAAAGCGUGAGACAGUCAGCUCAACAUAUUCUGUUCAAGUCUGUAUAUAUGUACAACCCUCUUCUUCCUUCCUCGAGUAGCAGAGCAGAGCAUAUUCAUACUCUUCCCCAUGCCUCUCCUCUACAUAUUAGUUCUUGGGCUUCUCCUCUCACACACUUCUCGCCGCUGCUCUUCUGCACCUGCAAGCGAUACCCUCACUGAAGACCAAGUGCUUGCCGUCGGUGACAAGCUCGUCUUGACGAACGGCAAGUUCGCGCUCGGCUUCUUCCAGCCAGCAGCGAGCACUGUCAGUAAGUCCCAGAACUCCACCGGCUCCAGCUGGUACCUUGGCAUAUGGUUCAAUAAGAUCCCGGUUUUUACUGUCGUGUGGGUUGCUAAUCGGGAGGAGCCCAUCCCCCAUCCCAACAUCAACUCAGCAAAGCUCAAGUUCUCAAGUGACGGCGAUCUUGUCAUUGUCACAAACCGUUCUGAUGCCGUCACUGAAUCCCUUGUUUGGUCCACUCAUAUUGUGAAUAGGACACAAGUCAGUAGCAUAAACACCACCACCUCGAGUGCCGGUGUUCUCUUGAACAGGGGAAACCUUGCCCUACUCACAAAUAGCAAAGUAAUGUUGUGGCAGAGCUUCGACUAUCCAACAGAUAUCGCGCUUUCUGGCGCCAAGCUUGGCUGGAACAAGGUCACCGGUUUCAGUCGUAAGUUCAUAUCAAAGAAGAGCCUCAUUGAUAUGGGUCUUGGCUCAUACAGCCUAGAACUAGACACCAGCGGCGUCGCCGUCCUCAAGCGCCGCAACAAUCCCUCUGUAGUCUAUUGGCAUUGGGCAUCCUCCAAAACAUCAUCAAUGAGUGUUAUACCAACACUCAAGACAAUUAUAGAUUUGGAUCCACGCACCAAAGGCUUGAUGAACCCAAAAUAUUUUGACAAUGACCAAGAGCAGUACUACAUGUACACUUCACCGGAGGAAUCAUCGUCUUCCCUGUUUGUCUCACUAGACAUCUCUGGUCAGGUCAAGCUGAAUGUUUGGUCGCAUGCCGACCAGUCUUGGCAAACCAUAUGUGCUGAGCCUGCUGAUGCCUGCACUCCAGCUGCUACCUGCGGACCUUUCACAGUCUGCAACGGCAAUGCACAGCCAUCCUGUGACUGUAUGGAGAGCUUCUCUCAGAAGUCACCACAGGAUUGGGAGUUUGAGGACCGAACAGGAGGAUGCAUCAGAAACACACCUUUGCAUUGCAGCACUAGUGGUAACAACAAAAACAUGACAAGUUCAACAGACAUAUUCCACCCCAUUUCUCAAGUUGCGUUACCCUACAACCCACAAAGCAUAGAUGUUGCUACCACUCAGAGCAAAUGCGAAGAAGCUUGUCUCAGUUCCUGCUCCUGCACUGCUUAUUCCUAUAACAAUAGCAGAUGCUCUGUCUGGCAUGGUGAACUGUUCAGUGUAAAUCUGAAUGAUGGCAUUGAUAAUAAUUCUAAAGAUGCCCUUUACCUUCGCCUUGCCGCGGCUGCAAAGUUUGAAAAAAAGAAGAAUCAAACAAACAUAAGAGUUGUAACUGCUGCAAGUAUUAUUAGUUUUGGGUUACUGGUGCUGAUGCUGCUGGCACUGAUUUGGAGGAACAAAUUCAAGCCAUUAUACAACAAUCAAGGUAGUGGCGGUGGGAUUAUGGCCUUUAGAUACACUGAUUUAGUUCGUGCUACUAAAAACUUCUCAGAAAAGCUGGGAGGAGGUGGUUUUGGAUCUGUAUACAAAGGAGUCUUAAGCGACUCAACUAGUAUAGCAGUGAAAAGACUUGAUGGUGCCCGUCAAGGAGAGAAGCAAUUCAGGGCUGAGGUGAGCUCAGUUGGACUAAUCCAACACAUCAACAUUGUGAAAUUGAUCGGUUUCUGCUGCGAAGGUGAUCACAGGUUACUUGUGUAUGAACACAUGUUAAAUGGGUCUCUUGAUGGUCAUCUAUUUGAGAGCAAUGCUGCUGCUGUCCUAGAUUGGAACACCAGAUAUCAAAUAGCCCUAGGAGUUGCCAAAGGAUUGUCCUACUUGCAUGAGAGUUGUCACAAAUGCAUCAUACAUUGUGACAUUAAGCCAGGAAACAUACUCGUGGAUGCAUCAUUUGUUCCUAAAAUCGCAGACUUUGGGUUGGCUGCGUUUGUGGGAAGGGAUUUUAGCCGAGCUAUGACUACAUUCAGAGGGACUGCUGGUUAUCUUGCCCCAGAGUGGCUUAGCGGAGUUGCAAUCACACCAAAAAUUGAUGUUUACGGCUUCGGCAUGGUACUUCUAGAAAUCAUAUCAGGAAGGAGGAAUUCCUCACUAGAAACACCAUACAACACUAGAAGCAGCAGCACCAGGUACCAGAAUGCUGAUUAUUUCCCUGUGCAAGCCAUCAGCAAGCUUCACGGCGGAGAUGUCAAGAGUUUGGUGGAUCCACAGUUGCAUGGUGACUUCAAUUUGGAAGAGGCUGAAAGGGUUUGCAAAGUUGCGUGCUGGUGCAUCCAAGAUAAUGAGUUUGAUCGGCCGACUAUGUGUGAAGUGGUUCGGGUUCUCGAGGGUCUACAGGAGAUUAAUAUGCCCCCGAUGCUGAGACUACUUGCAGCUCUAACAGAACAAUUUAGUGUUGUAACUUCAGUGUAAUAUUAGUAGUUCAUAGAGAGUGCUUCACAUACGAUCGAUGUUAUUAAUCUUUGUUUCUUUAAAAUUGUAAUCUGGAGUGGAAGGAAUGAAGGAAGAAGGCAAGCUUUCAGUUGCUAAA